Messenger RNA from Ilex paraguariensis (yerba mate), 1941 nucleotides. The record is from the annotation of a GenBank genome assembly. Lineage: Eukaryota; Viridiplantae; Streptophyta; Magnoliopsida; Aquifoliales; Aquifoliaceae.
AUCCGAACACGACCCGUUUAUUAAACGUGUUUGGCGUGUCAACCCGUUUAUCACCCAAACUCGCUUAAUUCGUACUGAUUAAUCGUGAUGUGUCGGAUUUUGACAGUCUUACUUUUCAUACCUCUAAAGACCCGCCACACUUGUUACUCAAGGAUAUGUUUUUAAACUAAUUCAACUACGACUCAUAUUAGAGUUUGAAAGAACAGUCGGUACAAAUCUGAAUACCAUGUAAUAAAAUAAAUCAAGUUUUGUUUUCGAGUCGCUUGAUCGUUUUCUGUUCAAAUUCCUAAGGGCAUAUAGCAAAGGAGCAAAUCAAAAUAAUUAAUUGCGGGUCUAAACUAAUAUUUUCAGAACUUAUGAGGGACGACGUGACAUUAAUCCUAGACCGCAUUUAGAAAUACGCGAACUACAUUGGCUCCACAUUCUCAAACAAUUCCUGAAAACUUCGAAGAAAACCCUAUCCUUCUACGAGGCAACUUCGGGAAACCCUAAGAAAAGUUUGGAGUCAACGCGUGUUUUCACAACCCAUUUAUCACCCGAUCAAGGACGCUCUGUUGGAUCAGUAUCAGAUUUUGCUAGGAAUAAUUUUUUGUUGCAAGUCAAUGGAUCGUGGAAAAAGGCCUGGUAAAUUCCUCGGAGAAAGGCACAAUAAGAUAUACAUGGACCUCAAGGACAUAAUAAGGGAACAUGCCCUCCCUUUCCUUCCUGCAAAAUCACUUUUUAGGUUUCAAGGUGUUUGUAGGGAUUGGAAGUACCAGAUUUCAACUCCGUUCUUUGCACAUAAACAGUCACUUGGCUUCCGUGCUAUCUCAGGUCUAUUUUGUCAGACUCUUGGAGACCCGCCAUUGUUUGUUUCCACUGACCUAAAAUCUUGUGGAGUGCCAGACCCCUCUUUGAAGUUUUUGCCUGUACCUUUUGACAUCAAGUCUUCAUCCAAUGGACUACUUUGUUGCCAGGGUUGCACGGAGGAUAAAGCCUUUUACAUCUGCAAUCCUGUUACUCAGCAGUGGACAAAACUUCCAAAACCAAAUGCUGAUCACGGGCCUGAUCCUGCUGUUGUACUCGUCUUUGAACCAUCACUCCUCAACUUUGUGGCUGAUUACAAACUCAUUUGUGCUUUCCCAUCUGCUGAUUUUGAUGAUGCUACUGAAUUUGAGAUCUAUUCCUCCAAAGAAGGAUCUUGGAAAAUUUCUGGGGAGAUAUGCUUUGCUUGUAGAAUGCCCAUGCCAAGAUCAGGAGUUCAUGUGAAUGGCGUUGUAUACUGGAGGGCGAAACAUGGUGGUAUUCUUGCCUUUGAUCUGACAAAGGACAGGUCUCGAUUUCUGCAAAGCUAUUUUGGUGGCAGUGGGGGUUUAGGGAUGAUGGAUGGAAAGCUUUGUACAGCUCAUGCAAGUGGUUGUUCAAUAAAAGUUCAUGUGUUGGCUAAUGUCCACUCAAACACAAUGCAGAUGAACAGUAAUUCCAGGAUGUGGGAAGAGAAAGAACGUAUCCUUCUUGACAACCAAGUUUUUGGUGGGGAUGCCCUUGAUCCACUGGCGGUGGUGUUUGCUAAUAGUGAUGUGCUGUUGAUUCAGAAUGGGAAGAAAUUCUAUGCUUAUGACUUCAAGUCUAAAGAAACUAAAUUGCUGCAUGGGGUAUCUGAACAUGAUGCGAAGUGCGUAGCUUAUGUGAACAGCUUCGUUUGCAUCUAAUUUCCACUCUUCUUAUUACUUUUUAUGGUAAUCAUUUCAGCCAUUGGAUAUUUGAACACUGAGCAGUCUUGCUAGGAGACAAUGUCUAUCUUUGGUGGUUAUUGGUGAAACUUUUCUGGUUUAUUCCUCUGUUUCAUGUACAUAUAGAGUCUUGUUUGUAACUCGGGGGUUGCCUAUAAGUUACAUUUAAAGACGAUCUGCAGCUGCCUGCAAUGGCAUUAUUUUUGGUUUUGACAUAUUCAUUCAAGGC